AUGCCAGACUUAAAAUGGGUGAUGGACAAAGUGGCCGUGGAAAACGAGCCAGGGCUCACUAAUGCUCAAAUGAUGUUGACGAAUAGUGACUUACGGCCUGUCGACCCAGAGCGACGUCAAUGGAGAUGGCCAAACUACAUCGCCUUUUGGAUUGCAGACUCAUUAAACAUUAAUACAUGGAUGAUCUCAUCAUCAAUGAUCGUCGACGGUCUUUCAUGGUGGCAGUCAUGGAUUUGUGUCUGGGUAGGAUAUUUCGUGGCUGCAUGCUUUGUAUGCCUAACAGGUCGCAUCGGCGCCGUAUACCACAUUUCAUUCCCAGUGACGGCUCGGGCUUCAUUCGGAAUCUGGGGGUCUUUCUGGCCCGUCCUCAACCGAGUCGUGAUGGCCAUCAUCUGGUAUGGUGUGCAAAGUUACAUUGGUGGAGAGUGUGUGACUCUCAUGAUCGAGGCUAUCUGGCCAAGCUACCGUAACCUCCACAAUGGCCUCUCUGCCAGCGCCGGUGUCGAUACCAAGAACUUCCUCAGCUUCUUCCUAUUCUGGCUGUGCUCCCUCCCAGCACUGUGGUUCCCUGUGCACAAGGUCCGCCACCUCUUUACUGUCAAAGCCAUCUACUCUCCUAUCGCUGCUAUUGCGUUCUUUGCAUGGGCCAUCUCCCGCGCCAACGGUCUCGGUCCAAUCAUUCACCAGUCAAACACUGUUCACGGAUCUGAUUUCCGUUGGGCAAUGGUCAAAGGAAUCAUGUCCUGUAUUGGUAACUUCGCGGCUCUGAUCAUGAACAACCCCGACUUCUCGCGUUUUGCACGAACACCCAACGACGCCUUUUGGUCUCAGUUGUUAACCAUUCCGGUGGGAUUUGGAGUCACCUCUUUCAUCGGCAUCAUCGUGUCUUCGUCAUCAUCGGUUAUUUUCAAUGACGGAUAUACCUGGAACCCACUUGACCUUCUCGGCAAGUUCCUUGAUGGUGCCAGUUCCGGCCAGCGAUUUGGCAUUUUCAUCAUUGCUACUGGAUUCGCCCUCGCCCAGCUAGGAACCAACAUCUCUGCCAACUCAGUCUCCGCCGGAACCGAUUUGACUGCCCUCAUGCCUCGGUACUUGAAUAUCCGACGCGGCAGCUACAUUUGUGCCAUAGUUGGUCUGGCCAUGUGUCCGUGGAACCUCGUCUCCACGUCGAACAACUUCACAACCUACCUCUCCGCAUAUUCCCUCUUCCUUUCCGCAAUUGCCGGCGUCAUGAUCUGCGACUAUUACAUCGUCCGCAAGGGCUACCUUGACAUCAAAGCUCUGUACAGCGGACGCAACACCGAGCCAUACUACUAUACUUUUGGAUUCUCAUGGCGCGCCUAUACCGCCUACUUCUGUGGAAUCAUAGUCAACAUCGUUGGUUUUGCCGGGGCGGUUGGAUGCAACGUCCCAAUUGGCGCGCAAUAUAUCUACAACGUGAACUACUUCUCCGGCGUGUUAGUUUCGGGUAUCGUCUACCUCGCCCUGACAUGGUUCUUCCCCGUCCCCGCGACAAGCGCUACCUGGAACGAGGUAGAUAUCGACACUUUGAAUCUUGAUAUCGCAUAUGGACAGGAUCCUCACGACGUCGAGGCCAAUGGAGGUCGGAGAUCGUUUGAUGAGCUGUCCCUCGACCAUAAAUGUCCUGAUUCGUCUGCUCAAAAGGUCUGA
This is a messenger RNA of Penicillium brevicompactum, 1671 nucleotides long. RefSeq names its product nucleobase cation symporter-1 family protein. Gene Ontology annotation, molecular function: nucleobase transmembrane transporter activity. The coding region runs from base 1 to 1671 and encodes 556 amino acids. Gene Ontology annotation, cellular component: plasma membrane. The transcript is spliced from 4 exons. Gene Ontology annotation, biological process: transmembrane transport; nucleobase transport. The record is from RefSeq and is a predicted model, not a curated record. Lineage: Eukaryota; Fungi; Ascomycota; Eurotiomycetes; Eurotiales; Aspergillaceae.